Messenger RNA from Acanthoscelides obtectus, 2422 nucleotides. The record is from the annotation of a GenBank genome assembly. Lineage: Eukaryota; Metazoa; Arthropoda; Insecta; Coleoptera; Chrysomelidae.
GUUUUCCCAUAAAAUGUCACCUUUGAACUAGCAAUAUGACAAGUUAACAUUUUACCGAUUCUUUGAUAUUACGUAAUAAGGGUUAUUGAUGUCCUCGACGAAAACCUGGGAACGCAAAAUUGUCCAUGUUUCGUAAACCGAGGGAAAAUAGGCCAUUAGGGGGCUAGACUUCAAGUACGCACAAUCGUUGACACCCAGCCCACCGACAACCUGCCGAGACAGAAAUUUGACGAAUCUACCGAUUUACGUGAAUAAACGGAGUCCUGGUUUGACUCAAUGAAAUAAAUGGUCACGUUGUACAUACCACACAGUAUAGAACGUGAUUUAUCCGCUACUGAAUCGUGUUGAAUUCGAUCUUAUUAUCUGGUGGCUAGAUAAUCAUGAAAAAAUGACACAAGACAAAUUAUAGUUCUCUUAAAAGGAAGAAAGGAAAAAAAUACACAAGCUUCUCCAUGAAAUGCGGGAAAUUUUGUUUCGAUUCUCCUUAUAUUUCUUCUUUCUUAAAUUAUGUUAAGAGGACUGCAGUCUCAUGGUCUUGUCGAUUCAGAUGCUGGCAGUGGACAUGUUCGUAGGUACAGGGUACAGCACUAUAUAUCUUUUGCCAAUUCGAACUUUUGACCUUUUGACGUUGAACAUAGUUAUACUUUUGACAGUAUGUAAACAAUAACCUAACCUAAAAACAGUUCAAAAUUCAAAUUUGAAAUAUUACAGCAACGUGUAUUGAUUUUGGGUAAAUGGCAGUGGCUUUAGGCUUUGAAGGGAGCGCCAAUAAAUUAGGCAUAGGCGUUGUGAGAGAUGGAGAAAUUCUGUCAAAUUGCAGAAGAACUUAUAUCACUCCAGCCGGUGAAGGGUUCUUGCCUAAAGAGACAGCUCAGCACCACAGAGAACAUGUGUUGAGUGUCCUGAAAGAAGCCUUAGAAGGGGCUGGAGUGAAGCCGCAAGAUGUUGACGUAAUUUGUUAUACUAAGGGACCUGGAAUGGGAGCUCCAUUGGCUACAGUAGCAGUGGUAGCUAGAACAGUUGCUCAGUUGUGGAAUAAGCCUCUGUUAGGUGUUAAUCAUUGCAUUGGGCACAUUGAAAUGGGACGUUUAAUAACAGGUGCCAAAAAUCCAACAGUUCUUUAUGUUAGUGGUGGGAAUACUCAAAUAAUAGCUUAUUCAAGAAAGAGAUAUAGAAUAUUUGGUGAGACCAUUGACAUAGCAGUUGGAAACUGUUUAGAUCGAUUUGCAAGGGUAUUAAAAGUUUCCAAUGACCCUAGUCCAGGAUAUAACAUUGAACAGUUGGCUAAAAAGGGGAAGAAGUAUGUCCCAUUACCAUACUGUGUUAAAGUUUUUGAUCUUCAUAUAAACAUUGGUUUAGGUAUGGAUGUCAGCUUUUCUGGAAUUUUGACUUACAUCGAAGAAAGGAUAGGAAAGUUGAAAAAAGACGGAUAUACUCCAGAAGAUUUAUGUUUUUCUAUGCAAGAAACUGUGUUUGCAAUGUUAGUAGAAACAACAGAAAGAGCAUUAGCUCACUGCGGUUCUACAGAAGUAUUAAUUGUUGGUGGUGUAGGCUGUAACCUCCGCCUACAGGAAAUGAUGGGUGAGAUGUGCAAAGAGAGAGGGGCCAAACUGUUCGCGACUGACGAGCGAUUUUGCAUUGAUAAUGGUGUCAUGAUAGCACAUGCUGGUGCAGAAAUGUUCAAGGCUGGUGUUCAGAUGAAGUGGGAGGAUUGUACUAUUACGCAGCGGUAUAGGACUGAUGAUGUUGAGACGGUUUGGAGAGAUGAUUAGACUUGUGGAAAGACUCGUGAUAUUAUUCUGCUGAAGCACCUUCAUUAAGAUGGAGAGUUAGGCAAGAUUAAAAAUAAGAAUAAAUACAAUGAUUUUUAUUUAUUUUUCAAUAUACAAAAUCAUUCAUCAAUCAUUUGUAAAGAUUUUUCUGGCUAUUCAAAAAUAUGCGAUUUUAUAUUAUAUAAAAGACAUGCUCUCACCGAAACUAACCGAAAAAGCCAACAGACAAGCAGAUGAAUAGAAAAAUUAAUUACUGGUAUUAUAGUGUAGGCUUGUACAAAUAAUAUCCAGUACUCGACAGUUUUUCUUGAUUAUGGAUCUUGCGUUUUAAGAGAUAGUGUAAUUGAAAUAACAGCAAAUGAGUGUUUGUUUGCCGCUGAAGUUUUCGAAGUAAAAAAUGUAAACAAGGAAAUUUUGUCGCAGUUUUUGACUGACCCUUGAGCUGAUUUUUCAACUUUGGGAAGAGAAAAAAGUCACAAGGUCUCAGUUAGGUGAAUAAGGAGGCUGCGGAGCCACAUGAAUGUUUAUACUGGCCAAAAACUCGUUUAUGGACAUUGCUGUGUGACAAGGAGCAUUAUCGUGAUACAACACCCAGUUGUUCUUGAUUUGAUGCACGGUGUUGUUGGUCAAAUUUAACUCUUCCCUCCGAU